AUGUCUGGGUCUGAGAUCGAUUAUUCGCCGGAGAAGGAGGUCAACUACGUCCCUGAGAAGGAGAUCGCGUCGGAUUAUACCAACGAUGGCCCAAUAAAUGGAGAGUUGGUCAACGCCUCAGGCCAUCGUCAGGAACUAGAUCGGAACUUUGGCCUUAUCAGUAUUUGUGCUGUGGCCGUGACAACAGGAAACACGUGGAUUGCCCAAGGUGGUAGUGUUGUUGUGGCUCUGAGCAACGGUGGACUUGCAGGAACUAUCUAUGAAUUCAUGGCUGUGUCCGUCUGCUACUGGUUAGUCGCCGCAUCAAUUGCCGAAUUGGCAUCAGGUAUGCCCUCGUCUAGUGGUGUCUACCAUUGGGCAACUAUCACUGCAGGAAGCAAAUACGGUCGCGUGUGUGGGUUCUACGCCGGAUGGUGGAACUGCCUGGCUUGGAUGCUCGGUGCUUCCUCCAUGUCUUUGAUUAUGGCUCAGCAGACCGUGGCUAUGUAUGUACAGAUGCAUCCCGGAUUCGUGCCCUCACAAUGGAACGUUUUCAUCAGCUUCCUCCUCUGCACCUGGAGUUGCUGCUGCGUCGUGCUGUUCAUGAACCGCUUCCUGCCUUACAUUGGAAACCUCGGCAUGUUCUUCAUUCUUACUGGUGUCUUCGUUACCAUCGUCGUGUGUGCUGUGAUGCCUCAUGUGACCGGCUCAGGAUACGCCACCGACAAACUCGUGUGGACAACUUGGCAGAACGCAACUGGUUAUUCUCAGCAAGGAUUCGUCUUUGUGGCUGGUAUGCUCAACGGUGCUUACAGUGUUGGCACCCCUGACUGCUCAUCUCACUUGGCCGAGGAGAUCCCCAAGCCGAGCCGAAAUAUCCCCAAGGCUAUCCUGGCCCAGAUGGGUGUUGGUUUCGUCACUGGUAUCUGCUACAUGGUCGCGAUCUUCUAUUCUAUUAACGACCUCGCGAAGGUGUCCGACCCUAGCACCUUCUUUCCCCUUGCUGAGAUCUACCGCCAAGCCACGGGCUCCCAUGCCGGCUCUGUGGGUCUCCUAGUCGUCGCUUUCCUACCUACCUUUAUUACUGCCUGCGGCUGCUACAUCACCGCCGGCCGUACGCUCUGGACCAUUUCUCGCGACCGCGCCACUCCAUUCUCGGGAUGGCUUGGAACUAUCAGCCCCAAGUUUAAGAACCCCUUCAACGCCACCCUGACCUGCGGUGGCUUCAUCACCGUGCUAGCGUGUAUCUACCUUGGCUCGUCUACUGCCUUCAACGCAUUUGUGGGGUGCUUCGUACAGUUGUCCAGUCUUUCAUACUUCAUGGCCAUCUUCCCUCACAUCUUGACCCGCCGUUCGUCCUUCGUCCCGGGUUACUUCUACAUGAACAACACCAUUGGUUACGUCGUCAACUCCUUGUCCUGUGUUUACAUCAUUGUAUUCGCUGUCAUCUUCUGCUUCCCUUACGCCAUCCCCACUGACGCUGCAUCAAUGAACUAUGCCAGUUUGAUGACUGGUGGUCUGUCCAUCUUUGUUACCAUCUGGUGGUUCAUCCACCAGGGCUCUUAUGUGGGCCCCAAACAUGUCCCGUUGACUGACAAGGCCCUGGCUGAUGAUGCUCGAUAA
Penicillium verrucosum is the source of this 1602-nucleotide messenger RNA. RefSeq lists its product as uncharacterized. The record is from RefSeq and is a predicted model, not a curated record. The transcript is spliced from 3 exons. Gene Ontology annotation, cellular component: membrane. NCBI's taxonomy places the organism in Eukaryota, Fungi, Ascomycota, Eurotiomycetes, Eurotiales, Aspergillaceae. Gene Ontology annotation, molecular function: transmembrane transporter activity. Gene Ontology annotation, biological process: transmembrane transport. The coding region runs from base 1 to 1602 and encodes 533 amino acids.